AGAGACCACUUGACUCAAUCACUUCUUACCCCGCAUCAUCAGUACCAGAAGAAUGUAUGAGUAAGUAGUUAAUUCUUAGUGCUACUGAAAUUCGCAGGGAAAGAGAGAAAAGAAGGAAUUGGUCAACAGAACAGGGACAAAUAAGUCCUGUCUAAAUCCAAACGAUGCGGCCUCACUCGUCCCCCCUCACGUAUUGGGUGUGGGCAGUGAUCCUGACAGUGAGUGUAUUGGAGAUAGUAACGGCAGCUGACAGAGGAUACGGUACGCAGUUUGGAAAUCCGGAAAGUACACGAGACUGCACUGGGAAGUGCAACCGCCGUGGGACUACCUAUAACGCGGGGGAGAAGUUCUCUUACACAGAGGGCUGCAUCAAAUUCAACUGUGAAUGUCAGUGUAAUGGAUGGUACGACUGUCCACGGGAAAAGAAUGAAGACAUUUGUCGAAACAGAAAUACUGAUCGUACAGGCCCAUCAGGUCAGAACUGCAAGGAGUGUAACGUACAUGGAGUCUUGUUUCCCAGUAACGCUCCGUUUAACUAUAACCGUGGCUGUACAGAGCUAAGCAAUUGUCACUGCCAUUGCGAUGGCUUCUGGAACUGUACGCAGGGUAGAGACAUCUGUCGUAACACUGUAAUAACUCAGCUCUCCGGUGGAGGGGGUCGUUCUUAUUCUUCGGGAUCCUACAGCAGUGGUGGCUCGUCGUCACAGAGAAGUGGAUCCUCCAGCCGACAAUCCGGUGGAUACUCAAGCGGUUCAUCCUCUUCUUCUUCAGGCGGAUCUUACUCCAGUGGUGGUUCGAGAGGCGGAGGUGCAGGAGGGAGCUUUGGAAGUUCCGAUUCAAGAUGUAGACAAUGUUUGGUAUCACAAGACAGGUUGGAAAAUCCAAAUACUUAUUUCAAAUACCGGAAUGGAUGCUCUGAAUGGGACAGUUGCUUCUGUAACUGCGAAGGUAGAUGGAAUUGUGACUAUAAGACCCAUAAGAAAGUGUGUGGACAAGGCGGGGGGAGUGGGGUGGAUCUGAGUGGUGGGUCUUGUAGCCCGUGUGAUGUUAACGGAAAGAUUCAGCUCGGAAAUACCGACUUUGUACACAGAAAUGGAUGCCAUGAAUGGACAGACUGCCACUGCUCAUGCGGAGGGUCUUAUUAUUGUUCCAACACAAGCUAUCGGUGGGCAUGUGACAAUAUAUGUCGCGAGUGUAGUGUCGACGGUAGGAAAUAUGCAGGAAAUACAGAAUUUUCACACACCGUUGAUUGUAUAACCUAUGACCCUUGCCAGUGUCACUGUAACGGGUCAUGGUCAUGUCCUCCUGAGGCAGGAAAGUGGACAUGUACGGAUCGAUGUAGAGAAUGCGAAGUGGAUGGAAAUCGGUAUCAAGGGAACAGCCAGUUUCGGCAUAAGGAGGGUUGCUGGGAAUGGGAUCACUGUCAGUGUAAUUGCAAUGGGUCCUGGAAGUGCCCAAAAGAGCAUGCCAAGUGGACCUGUUCGCAGCAGUGUAGAGACUGUGUGAUCGACGACCAAACAUACCCAGCCAACACUCCUUUCACAUUCGAGCGAGGGGAUUGUUAUAGAUUUCACUGUCAAUGUGCUUGUAACGGUUCCUAUGAAUGCCCUUCAGAAAAAACCGAAAAUACUUGUUUGAUCGACCCUAGCACCGGAUGUUAUCCUUGUGACGUACACGGUAAAUCUUAUAAAGGUCAGUCAGUGUUUAAUCACACAGACGGUUGUAUGCAAUAUCAGGAUUGUAUAUGUAAUUGUAACGGAUUUUGGGAAUGUCCGGGCUCAAAAGCCGUGGACACUUGCCACCCUCAUACUUCGGGUAGCUGUUAUACCUGUGACGUUAAUGGGAAUAAGGUGGCCGGUGGGUCCCGUUUUUCAUUACAGGAAGGGGACUGGCGCUUUGAUUGUGAGUGCUAUUGUAAUGGAGGGUGGCAAUGUUCAGCAGAAGCAAUAUACACUGGUGACACCUCCCAUCAAAUUGGAAGUCAGUGUAGAGAUUGCUAUUUCUUAGGCCGUCGCCAUACCAGUAGGACUUCUUUCGACAGUCAAUGGGGUUGUAUUAAGUACAAAUGUCAGUGCAAUUGUGAUGGAAAGGUAGAGUGUCCUGUUGAACAAGCAACCAGUGUUUGUUCCUCAUAUAGUCAUUAUUUCCAGGAAUUCCAACUGAAGUCUCUUGGCAGCACACCAGCUAGGUAUUGUUCAGCUUGCAAAAUAAAUGAUCACUUCUUCCCUGGCAAUUCCCAAUUUGAAUACGUGGAUGGAUGCCAUCGACACAUGUUGAGGUGCUAUUGUAAUUCCGGAUACAGAGUCGCCAAGAAGAUCAUCGACUCUUGUGUAGAGGGUAUCCUAUCUGGAACUAUAAAAUACUCAAAGAGUUCAGCCGUUUUUCUCUCAGUGUCCCACAGAUGUGAUCGCAAGUGUAUUGUAAACGGUAUUGAACACGCACCUAGAUCUUCUUUUGAAAUUAACGUUGGAUGUUCGACAUACCGCUGUCAGUGUACUUGUAACGGCCUGCCUCAGUGUCAAGCUCCUGUAGACACGUUAUGUAAUUUACAAAUUCAUGUCAUAAGUAGUUCAAGGAUAACAGGUGGAUCCAGCAGUUCUUCACACGUCGGCGGCACACACGUCCAGUCUGGCGGAUCAACUGUCGUCAGUGGCGGUAGUCAUUCUAGUAGUAGGGUAAUAUCCGGUGGAAGUUCCUCUGGCGGCACAGUCGUAUCAGGCGGAAGCAGAAGAGUCAUUACUGGAAAUGGCGGAUCAACUGUCGUCAGUGGCGGUAGUCAUUCUAGUGGGAGGGUUAUAUCUGGUGGAAGUUCCUCUGGGGGCACAGUUGUAUCAGGCGGAAGCAGAAGAGUCAUUACCGGAAGUUCAAGUGGAAGUGUUAUAAGUGGUCGAGGUGGCUCCUCAAGCACAAGGAUAGUCAGUGGUGGGUCUCGAGUUGUCAGCGGGGGAUCUUCGGUCAGUUCUAGCGGAAGUACAGGAAGUUCUAGAGUCAUACGGAGAAGAAUUGUGUCAACAGGCGGCAGUGGAGGAGGAGUGUCCGUGACAAGGGGAGGAUCUACGUCAGUUGUUAUCAGAGAUAGUGGGGUAUCAAACAAUGAUUGUCAUUUUUGUGUGGUGGAGGGUAAAAGGUAUCACGGUAUGGCUGUAUUUGAUUAUAAACGAGGCUGUGUUCGAUAUAGAUGCCAGUGUGACUGCAAAGGAUAUGCCAUCUGUAGGGCUGUGAGUGUUAACGAAUGCUUUGCUGAAAAAAGCCAGUGUAGACCAUGCAAUGUAGAAGGAAAACGAUAUGAAGCAAAUUCUCGAUUCACAUUUGACAAAGAUUGUCAGAGGACAUCUUGUCGAUGUGAAUGUGAUGGUAUGGCGACCUGUGUUAGGACACAGAUUCCGGGCUGUACGCAUCACGAUGGAUGUCUACCAUGCGUCUACAACGGUGUGACCAGGCAACCUAAUACCCAAUUCAACAUCGAUAAAUCGUGUGAGAGAACUGUUUGUCAGUGUGAUUGUAACGGACAUGUUCGGUGUUCAUCUCCUUUUCGCACAUGCGCAGAACCUCAAACAUGUGGUGGUUGCACCGUUGAAGGUCAUUAUAGGCCUGCAAAUUCAAAGUUUACGCUCACUCAAGGAAAUUGGAGAAUGACUUGCACUUGUGAAUGUGACAAUCGUUAUACGUGUGACAGAGCCAAUGCUGAAUAUAUCGGCGAUGACUCUCAUGAACUUAACACGUGCAGGUCCUGUACAGUUGAUGGAAAAGUUCAUCAAGGCAAAACCAAAUUUCACAGAGAGCAGGGAUGUUAUAGGUAUAGCUGUCAGUGUUUUUGUGAUGGCACCCACAACUGUGUCAAUACAGGAACUAACAUAUGCUCUAAACCAACCACACCCGCGCCACAUAUUGAUCACCAACACUGCAAGCCCUGUCGAGUGGGGAACCAGGAGUAUCCGUCUGAACAGCCUUUCAGUCUGGAUCGGAGCUGUAAGCGAUAUAACUGUGAGUGUUACUGCAGUGGUCGCUAUGGAUGUCGAGAUUCAGGGGAAAACACGUGUCAUCACGAAUCUCAUACAGCAACAACGCCAGCCCCACGUCCAACAUGUACCAAGUGUCACGUGCAAGGAAAGGACUAUUCGCCAAACACCAAAUUUACAAUUGUUUAUGACAAGUGUCACGUGCUUCACUGUAAAUGUUCUUGUGAUGGCACCCACGAUUGUGACAGAGAAGUUACGAAUACCUGUGGUCCGGACCAAAAUCAGUGUAGACCGUGUACUCAUGAUGGUGUCAGUCAUCAAUCCGGUGAGCGUUAUCGCCGAGUAGAGAACUGUGUAGAGUAUGAUUGUGAGUGUGGGUGUGACGGAAGUCCUCGGUGCAGCGCCCUCCGGCGGGUCUGCCAAGUGAGGCCCCAGUGUUCACCAUGUACAGGCCCUGAUGGACACGAACAUCAACCAUACACACAGUUUCUCUAUGACAAGGACUGUCUAAGAUACACAUGCGACUGCGCAUGUAACGGAAGCUACAACUGUCCCUCCGAGAAAACUAGAAGAAUUUGCCCCGAGCCAACCCAAGCCCCGCAGCGAUGCCGACCGUGCACAGAUCCCAACGGACGGCGACACCCUGCAAAUAGUCGAUUCACAUACGAUAAGGACUGUCAAAGAUAUAACUGUAUCUGUGCCUGUGACGGAACUUACAACUGCCCUGCGGAGAACACCCGCAGAAUUUGCAGGCAUGGCGAGGAUGAACAUCACUGUAGACAGUGCACGGAUCCAACGGGGCGACAACAUCGUGCAGGCGCCCAGUUCAUAUACGACAAAGAAUGUCAUCGGUACACGUGUACUUGUGACUGUAGUGGUGCAUACAAUUGUCCUGCUGAGAAAACAGUCAACUUCUGUGAUCGUGGAUCCAGUCAUACAAGUGGCUCUGCUAGCAGUGGUAGGUCGUCUUACCGGAAUGUUUCCUCCAGUAGUAGUUGGUCAACACGCCAAGGUGGUUCCUCCAGCAGUAGUAGAUCAUCAAAUCAAAGGGGCUCCAGUCACCAAAAUGUUGCCUCCCAACACAGUCAUCUCUAUAGAUACGGUUACUCGUCUGCUAAUAGUUAUGGCAACACCGGCUGCUUUUACUGUGUUGCUGGUGGAGCUCAACGAAAACCAAACGAAAGAUUCGUGUUUGAUGACAAUUGUUAUCGAUUUACAUGCUUCUGUGCAUGUAACGGUAGUUGGGAGUGUCCUGCAUCUCAAACACAGGAGAUUUGUCAGACCCACUCCAUCAGCUCUGGGUCUGGGUCAUCAGGUCACGGGUCGUCCUGUAGGCAGUGUACAGCGCACGGUAAAACAUAUGCAGGAAACUCCCAAUUCCAACAUGAAGAUGGUUGUUAUAGGUUUAAUUGCGAUUGUUACUGUAACGGGUCAUGGAAUUGUCCUGCUGAUCGCACCGAAAACAUUUGCACCCAGGAGAGCGGGGGUUGUAGGAAGUGUAAUGUCCAGGGAUACGACAGAGAGCCGAACUCAAGGUUCCAGUACGACAAGAACUGUUUCCGCUUCGACUGUGACUGUAACUGUGACGGGUCCUACGUCUGUCCUGCUGAGAGGACGAGGAGAAUCCCCGGAUGUGGGAGUCAUCGCGCGCGCCAAGAAACUGAGGCCGCGAACUGUACCGAAUGCGUGGUCCAAGGCAAUAAGUACCGAUCGGGCACAAGAUUCCAGUACGUAAACGGCUGUGCCGAAUACGAUUGCGACUGUCAUUGUGACGGAAGCUAUAACUGUCCACCGAGCCGCACCGUGGACAUCUGUAGGGACAAGAAAAAGUCGUGUACCGAGUGUGAACACGCCGGGUCAAAGUACCCCGGGAACUCUGAUUUUGUGAUCAAUGACAAGUGUUCUCAAAUUAAGUGUUCGUGUGAUUGUGAGGGAAGAAUCACGUGUAAAGAUGCCAUUAACACGUGUACAGAUCGCGGGGAUCUCGGGUGAACUGAAUGUACGUGGUUUUAGAUUAUGCCUGGCAUAAUGUAACUUUUUCUAAAUUGUUAAAAAAAUACUACUUGUAGUUUUAAAAAUUUGAUAUAUUUAUUUUUAUAGGAAUGAAAUACUGUAAAAGAUUUAUUUAUAACAUAUUUUUGUUACAGAUUAGUUUUAAAAUGAAUGUUGAAAGGAACGUCUUGAAUUUAUACUCACAGAUAAAUAUGUCGCUAGCUCUAUAUUUGUGAAUUGGUUUGUUUUGAUACGUGUAUAUAUAAUUGAUAUAUUAAUAUUUUUGUAAGUAAAAUAAAAGGAUUCUCUUUUUCAA
Molecule: messenger RNA, 6267 nt
Organism: Saccostrea cuccullata (small rock oyster)
Lineage: Eukaryota; Metazoa; Mollusca; Bivalvia; Ostreida; Ostreidae
Exons: 10
Coding region: 165-5951 (1928 amino acids)
Source: RefSeq, a predicted model, not a curated record